Molecule: messenger RNA, 870 nt
Organism: Verticillium dahliae VdLs.17
Lineage: Eukaryota; Fungi; Ascomycota; Sordariomycetes; Glomerellales; Plectosphaerellaceae
Product: RTA1 protein
Exons: 2
Coding region: 1-870 (289 amino acids)
Cellular component (GO): membrane
Source: RefSeq, a predicted model, not a curated record
AUGUCCUCAGACGCGGGCGCGGCCUCGGUCGAUAGCUUCGACUUCGAGCUCUACCGCUACACGCCCUCACUACCCGCCGCCAUCGUCAGCGUCGCCAUCUUUGCCGUCCUCACGGCUGUCCACGUAUGGCGAAUGUUGCGGGCGCGCGCCUUCUACUUUACGCCUUUCGUCAUUGGCGGCAUCCUCCAGGUCAUAGGCUACUGCGGCCGCAUAUGGGGCCACUUUGACAAGCUGUCCAUCCCCGGCUUCAUCGUCCAGGCGAUCCCGAUCCUCGUGGCCCCAGCCCUCUACGCCGCCUCCAUCUACAUGAUCCUCGGCCGCCUCAUACGCACCCUCCACGCCGAGCACCUCUCCCUGCUGCCCGUGGCCUGGGUGACGCGCAUCUUCGUGACGGGCGACGUCGUCGCCUUCUCCCUGCAGGCGGCCGGCGGCGGCAUCCAGUCAGGCGGCACGCUCGACCUGUACAAGCUCGGCGAGAAGAUCAUCAUCGCGGGCCUCUUUGCGCAGAUAGUCGUCUUCGGCUUCUUCGUCGUCACGUCCGUGCUCUUCCACCGCAGGAUGAACGCCCAGCCGCCGACCGGCGCGUGGGCCGCCAAGGUCCCCUGGCGGCGCUACCUCUGGGUCCUCUACGCCACGAGCGCCGUCAUCCUCGUGCGCAGCGUCUUCCGCGUCGUCGAGUACCUGCAGGGCAAUGGCGGCUACCUCAUCUCGCGCGAGAUCUUCCUGUACGUGUUCGAUGCGCUCCUCAUGGCGCUCUGCAUGCUCAUCUUUGCCGUGUGGUACGUGGGACACCUUGAGAAGAAGCAGAAGCGACAAAGGCGCCGCUGUCAUGGGCAGGAUGGUGUGGAGAUGGAGAUGGGUCGCAGGUGA